This is a messenger RNA of Rosa rugosa (rugosa rose), 1368 nucleotides long. RefSeq names its product protein-ribulosamine 3-kinase, chloroplastic. NCBI's taxonomy places the organism in Eukaryota, Viridiplantae, Streptophyta, Magnoliopsida, Rosales, Rosaceae. Bases 337 to 1332 code for a protein of 331 amino acids. The record is from RefSeq and is a predicted model, not a curated record. The transcript is spliced from 9 exons.
GAAAUUCGGUAUAAUUUUUAACUUUUUAUGCAUCAUCAUUUAGUAAAUAAAUUUAGUGAGCGAGCACGUCACUUUAAAACUCUAAACAUAACUGAUGACUGUUAUGAAAUUUCUAAACCUACACGUGGAGCACAGAAAUGAAAGUUUUACAAAAAUUCUAUGGAGCCUAAGCCACUACGACCACAUCGUCACAUCGUUGUCUUUUCCCUCUCUCACUCCUAACAUUCACUCAAAACACAGAAGCCUAUAGAAGCUAGAAGCUAGACACUAGACGAGUAGAUGGGCAAAGCCAACUGACCGAACCACUAGAAAAAGCACAUACAAUUCUCAUAAAGGAUGACAAUGGUGGCACACGUGGGACUCAUAUCGUUCUCUUCUUCCUUACCUUCUCUGCCUCGUCUUCCUCGUCUGUCCUCCACAAAGCACCGACCUUUAAUCAUGGCGGCAAUGAGUGAUGAUCCGGUUCGUAAAUGGAUUCUCACCGAAGGAAAUGCAACAGAGAUAAUAAGAAUUAGUCCUAUAGGCGGUGGUUGCAUCAAUCGUGCUAGUCGUCAUGACACUGAUGCUGGUUCUUUCUUUGUUAAAACAAACAGGAGCAUUGGACCAUCUAUGUUUGAGGGAGAGGCUCUUGGUUUAGGAGCCAUGUUUAAAACCGGAUCAAUUCGUGUCCCUAAGCCAUUCAAGGUUGGCCCUCUACCUACUGGUGGUUCUUACAUCAUUAUGGAGUUUAUCGACUUUGGUUUAUCCAGAGGUAAUCAGUCUGAUCUAGGCAGGAAGCUUGCUGAGAUGCAUAAGACUGGAAAAUCUGAGAAAGGUUUUGGUUUUGAAGUUAACAAUACAAUAGGCAGCACUCCGCAGAUAAACACUUGGUCAUCAGAUUGGAUUCAGUUUUAUGGGGAGCAUAGACUGGGUUAUCAGUUGCAGCUGGCCGUGGACCGAUAUGGUGAUAGUACCAUUUAUGAAAAAGGACACAGAUUAGUGAAGAGUAUGGGACCUCUCUUUGAUAAUAUAGUGAUUGAGCCAUGCCUGUUACAUGGGGACUUAUGGAGCGGAAAUAUCAGCUCUGACAAGAAGGGAGAGCCAGUUAUACUUGACCCGGCAUGUUACUAUGGACAUAAUGAGGCUGAAUUUGGAAUGUCGUGGUGUGCUGGCUUUGGUGGAUCUUUCUACAGUUCCUAUUUCGAGGUGAUGCCCAAGCAACCAGGGUUUGAGAAAAGGAAAGACCUCUACAUGUUGUAUCAUUACUUGAAUCAUUAUAACCUCUUUGGUUCUGGUUAUCGUUCCUCUGCAAUGUCCAUAAUAGAUGACUAUCUUCGGAUGUUAAAAGCUUAGGCAUUGUUUGAAAAUCCAUUUUCAGUCUUCAUUCUG